This is a messenger RNA of Manis pentadactyla (Chinese pangolin), 5014 nucleotides long. Its product is annotated as voltage-dependent N-type calcium channel subunit alpha-1B-like. The transcript has 8 exons. The coding region runs from base 1 to 1368 and encodes 455 amino acids. Lineage: Eukaryota; Metazoa; Chordata; Mammalia; Pholidota; Manidae. The record is from RefSeq and is a predicted model, not a curated record.
AUGGUUCCGGCCGCGUUCUGGCCCGCGCUCCUCGCUCCGGGGGCUGCAGUAGGACGCUGGGGCCGGCGCCCCCGCCGCGCCCCAGCCCCGGCCCCGGCCCGAGCUCGCUCGGCCGCCCGGCUGCUCCGAGUGCGGCGGCCCGAGCUGGGCCGGCCGCGCGCCUCGGGGACCCAGGGGCCGCGCGUGGGAGGAGCCGAGGACGCCGGCGCGCGCCGCCCCAGACCUGCCGCGCCCCCUGAGGACCGGUCCCCCGAGGUCCCGCCCCUAGCCCGAAGACGCUACCGCAAACUCCGCUACACUCCUCGAGGAGCGCCCCCCGCCCGCGCCCUGCAGCCUGAGGACCCGCUCCCAGCCCCCUCCCGGACCCCGAGGACCCUCCCCAAACCUUCCGCUCUUCCAGGACCCUACGCCAACUCCCACCGCCCCCUCCUCUCACACCCACAGGCUCCUCCCCGCGCCUCGAGGACCCGCCUCCGAAGACCCGCCGCCGAUCCCCGCCCUCACCCCGUACACCCAGCUGAGCCGUCCCCAAGGACCACCCCGCGCCCCCGCCAAAACCCGCCCCAUGCCUCGAGGACCCGCCCCUCCAAGGACCCACCACAAUCCCCGACCCGCGCUGCUCCGACACAUCUCCCAGUAACCGCGCACGGGCCAAGGGGGGACCAGGCCUCGCAACUCCCGCUACGCACCGCACCCCUCCGCCUUGCCGAACCGCUCCUGAGGACCCGUUCCCGCGCCCGCCCCCGAAGUUGCUGCUUGCAGGUAGCUUCGCGCCACGGUAGGAGCAACCCCGAGAGGAAGAAAAGAAGCAUCGUCCACCCGCCCAGGCAGACCCAAGAGGGCUGCAUCGAGGAAUCUGUUUCCCAAGUCACCCAGAAGGCCCAGAAAGCGCCCCAGGAAGUGAGGACGCCCCUGGCACAUGGCCACUCCACAGAAAUCCCAGCAGCCGUGGAUGUCCAGAUGCAGGGCAUGGCCCUGAGAGGCCCUGCUGGAGAACCCCAACCCGGGCUGGAGAGCCAGGGCCGAGCGGCAUCCAUGCCUCGCCUGGUGGCAGAGACUCAGCUGCCCCCAGAUGCCAGCCCCGUGAAGCGCUCCAUCUCCACGCUGGCUCCCCAGCGCCCCCGUGUGGCUCAUCUCUGCAAUGCCACCCUGGACCGUGCACGAGCCACCCAGGCUGCUUCCCACCACCACCACCACCACAGCUGCCAUCGCCGCAGGGACAGGAAGCAGAGGUCCCUGGAGAAGGGGCCCAGCUUGUCUGCAGACACGGAUGGUGCACCCAGCAGCACUGCGGGCCCAGGGCCACCCCAGGGAGAGGGGCCUGUGGGCUGCCGGAGGGAGCGCAGGCAGGAGCGUGGCCGGUCCUAGGAGCGGAGGCAUCUUCCUCCUCCGAGAAGCAGCGCUUCUACUCAUGUGACUGCUUUGGGGGCCGCGAGCCCCCACAGCCCAAGCCCUCUCUCAGCAGCCACCCUACUUCACCAAUGGCCGGUCAGGAGCCAGGACCCCUGAGACAGGGUAGUGGUUCAGUGAAUGGGAGCCCCUUGCUGUCAACAUCUGGUGCUGGCACCCCUGGCCAUGGUGGGCAGAGGCAGCUCCCCCAGACCCUGCUGACCCCCCGUCCCAGUAUCACCUACAAGAUGGCCAACUCCUCCCCUGUCCACUUUGCUGGGGCUCAGACAAGCCUCCCUGCCUUCUCCCCUGGUCGGCUUAGCCGUGGCCUUUCUGAACACAACGCCCUGCUCCAGAGAGACACCCUUAGCCAGCCCCUGGCCCCUGGCUCUCGAAUAGGCUCUGAUCCUUACCUGGGACAGCGUCUGGACAGUGAGGCCACUGCCCACACCCAGCCUGAGGACACACUCACCUUCGAGGAGGCUGUGGCCACCAACUCAGGCUGCUCCUCCCGGACUUCCUACGUGUCCUCCCUGACCUCCCAGUCCCAUCCCCUCCGCCGUGUGCCCAACGGCUACCACUGUACUCUGGGGCUCAGCUCUGGUGGCCGGGUACGACACAGCUACCACCACCCAGACCAAGACCACUGGUGCUAGCUGCACCAUGGCCGCCACUGCCACACGCCUGCUCAGCAGGCACAGUCCAGUUGAUGAGUUUUAUCAUCCACACGGCUCCCAGGGACGCUUGGGGGCCUUGUCUCCUGGGCCAGCUGGGUGGAGGCCCCGCUGCUCCUCUCUCUUCUCUCACACUGGAUGGAUCACUGAUGAUCUUUCCAGAGGGAUGAGGCUCUCUCCAUCCCCUAGUGUGCUGCCUUCCUGGGUCUCAUACUGUAGACCCAACACAGGAGUUGGUGGCGUGUGAUGAGCCGGAUUCAGGGAGUCUGAAUCCUGUGAGAUGGACCCCUGCAUCUGGUGUAUGUGCUUGGAAUCCUUUUUAGGAGGUCUGAAUAUUGUGGGGGGGGCAUCCUUUAUCCAAAGGUGUGUUACAGAGAAGCAGACCAUGUCUAAAAGUUUGGUUAGACCUCAGGAUGGAGUCGAUGGCAGACAGCACCUUGGGAGCCCGGCCGUGGCUCUGUGCAGGUCUUGUCAGCAUCCACAAACACACACGUCUGGGAUCACUCUUCAUAAUUUGAUCAGCAAGUAGACAAUAAAAAUACACUCAAAUGCUUUCUGUCCUCUCCCAGACACUGUCAGCUAUGCAAGGGCCAAAUACAAAAAUGUUUUUGCCAUUCAUUUUGUGUUUUAAUCCCAAUGCCCUUCACUCUUGUCAAUUCUAUUUAUUUGAUCCAGAAAAAACAGAGGAGAAAAAUGGAGAAAGAAAUGUUAACAUAACUUAAAAAAAGUCAAACCCUUAGGAAGAUCUCAGCUUAUCACGACGCAUGUGUGUGUGUGACUUGUACAAGGAGAUGUGCUCCCAUCCAGUCCAGGCAGCCCCCCAGAUGACCCCUCGCUCCUGCCACUCUCCACCAAGUGCCUGACUCCGAGCUCUCGUGCCAGGCUCCUGGUGGCUGUGACGUGGGGCCUGUGUGAACUGUGGGCGGGUUUUGUGGAAACCAUUUCAAACAGCAGCCAGGUAAAAGGCUGAUGCCGAUGGAGAACACUGAGAUAAAUGACAUCCAAGAGGGUGGGUGCAGUUGAAAAUGGGGUGAUCAUUUCUCCCUUUCCUCCAGUCACGGAAGGCUGUCCUGAGAAGCCACAGAGCAGUGUAGGACAUGUGCUUGCUGGGGGCACUCAAUCUGUUUUCCAUCUGAUUCUCAGGGAUGGGCCGCGAUCUGUGUUGUCAGGAAGUUUUACAUAAGGCCGGAGAAGAGGGAAAGAUUGGAUGGGUGGGGGUGGUUGGGGACAGGGCGCAUGGGGCAGGAGGGAGGGCCAUGUCUGAGCAGGUGUGGGCAGUUGGGACUCCCAACUGAAAUGAGGCUGAAAUUAAGGUGAAACAGCCAAUGAAGGAGAAACUCAGCCACUGUGGCUCAGGGAGGGGCAUCUGAAGCCCAGCAGUGUUUCUGGCACAUGAUGCGGGAAAGCCGGCCGCCGACAUGCAGCCUCAUGGCCACUCCUACAGGGAAAAGACUGGUUAGGACUCUGGGCAUAAAAUGGGGGGAGACUGUUCACUUGGGGCACACAGGAAAUGUUUAUACGUGUCGAUCUGCUGUGUCCUCCAUGUCUUGAGGUGUCAGAUGGCUUCUUUGAUGGAUCAUCUGAGUGCUCCCAUUGGCCUUCAGCCCGUGAUUCUCCUUAAAGAAACAGCGUGUGGUGUGAGUGUGCGUGUCUGUGUGUGGAGUGCGUCCAGUGAGUGGAUGCCAAAAACCCACAGGGCUAUGCAACAAAACACACAAGGCCACCACCUAUUCUAGAGCUUCAGCAUGAUUGUGACCAAACCAUUUUAUAGACUUUCUUUCCUCGAAGGCACAACACUAUGAGACUUUAAGAUAACAGAGUAUUUCACUCCAGUAGGUCGGUGCAUGUGAUUGCUGCACUCCUGCUGCAAAACAGAAGGAUGUGUAUUUUGAUACUGAUGUUUGUCUCUGCUCCCCAGCCUAUGUUAUUUUGAAUGUAUCUUUUCUGUGCAGAACCACAGCUGACUCCCAGGCCAUUUUGGGUGGGAAAUCCACUUUUCUAGACUCAGAGCCUCACUGGAUUGUCUGGACUCUUCUAGACGCUGGGAUCAGUGAAGAUGACAGAGAGUGGGGGAGGAGACACCAUGUCUUGUUUUCCUGACUCUGGGUUUUGUUUCUGUAUUGUCUCUUCUUAGCUAUCACGUUUCCUCUGAAAUCUCACAGUGAGUUACCAAAUUUUAAAUGCAUCAACAAGUUGUCUGCAUCUGGAACCAAACAGUGGCUGUAGUUUGAGCAAGUUAUGUGUGCAUGUAAAAUAUAUACAUAUAUACAAGUAUGUGCAUGAAAAUGUGUAUCUUCGUACUUUUUGAUACAUUGUAUUCAUUUGUUAAUUUUUAAUUUUAUUUGAUAUAAAUCAAAAGUUUGCUGCAAAACUAUUUUUAACAACAGUGUUAAAAAAAAAAAAAAGGAAGAAGUCCCAACCCUGCAACACAGCUGGGACUUGCUUCAAAAAAAAUUCUGUGAUUGACUAGUGCUGCCUGAGUAACAUUUAUCAGCCAAACUUUGGAUUCUGCUAUUGUUUCUACAAUGACAUUUUGUAUGAAGCAGUCCUUGGAUUAAAAUAAAACUUAGCAAAAAAUCAAAAACAAAACCCCAUCCUGCUGCUGGGUGGUAUAUUCGAGGGGUGCUGGAUUCAGAGGCGGGUGAGCACUGGGGGGUGAGGCCAUGUGUGCUGGCUGGCACGUGGGUGCACAGCGAGGAGGGCUGGGAAGGAAACGGACUUAUGUGACUUGUUCUUGGCCUUCUGGUGACAUGAGCAUGAAUCAGGGUGAGGGUCAGCAUGUACAUGUGGCAGGAGGAGUCACGGUGAGGCUUCACAAGAGCUGUGGUCAUGCUUGAAUUAGGAAUUGAAUACAGUUGGGGGGGCGUUAAGGCUGGGAUCCAGCAGGUAUUGGCUGAAGUUCUGCCUGGCUGUAAGUGUUCGGAUGGGUUAGUGCUUAGGAGUUAGGUAAG